Molecule: messenger RNA, 1125 nt
Organism: Candidula unifasciata
Lineage: Eukaryota; Metazoa; Mollusca; Gastropoda; Stylommatophora; Geomitridae
Source: the annotation of a GenBank genome assembly
AUGUUGCCUCUACACAGCGGUGAUAAAUAUCGCCCGACUUCGAAAAUAAAAGAGAAAGUCCUUGGUAUGAUAAGGUUAAUAUUUUCAGAAAAAACAUCUCGUCGCUUGUUGGGAUUCCUCAUUUUAAAUCUUUCGUUUGCCUUUGUGGAACUGCUGUACGGAAUAUGGACAAACAGUCUAGGUCUCAUCUCGGAUUCUUUCCACAUGUUUUUUGACUGCACUGCCUUGCUGGCCGGCCUGGUUGCGUCUGUGAUUUCUAGAUGGCGUGCGACUGAAACAUUCUCUUACGGGUAUGUCCGUGCUGAAAUCUUGGCAGGUUUUGUAAAUGGCCUGUUCCUGCUGUUCAUUGCAUUCUUCAUCUUUUCUGAAGCUGUUGAGCGAGCUGUAGAACCACCAGAAGUGAAACACGAGAGGCUGUUUGUGGUUUCGGUUCUAGGGUUUCUCGUCAACCUUGUGGGAAUCUUUGCUUUCCAGCAUGGACACUCACACGGAGGCUUAGAGGAUGAGAAACAUGGACAUAGCCAUGAGGAUCAUGGACACAGCCAUCAGGAUCACGGACACAGUCACGGAGAUCACGGACACAGUCAUGACGAUCACGGACACAGUCAUGACGAUCACGGACAUGGACAUGCCCAUGGGGGACAUAAAGAGAAGCCAGCUUCUAACACUGCCAAAAUUGCCCAGGCACAAAUCAUGCAGGGUGUUUUUCUCCACAUUCUAGCCGACACCCUAGGUAGUGUUGGGGUGAUCAUCUCUUCAAUUCUCAUUUAUCAGUUUGGCUGGAUGAUUGCUGAUCCUGUAUGCUCAAUGUUUAUAGCCACCCUCAUUGCUAUUAGUGUGUUGCCAUUGUUACGUGAUUCAAUUGGAGUCCUCAUGCAGCGGACACCAAGAGCAUUAGAUCACCAACUGCCAGGAUGUUAUCAGAGGGUUAGUCAGCUGGAAGGAGUCUACAGUGUGCAAGAGCCACAUUUCUGGACUUUGUGUACAGAUGUGUAUGUAGGGACCAUCAAGCUGGAGGUGGCGGCAAAUGCUGACAGUCGCUACAUUCUCAGUCAGACACACAAUAUAUUUACUCAGAUUGGAGUCCGACAAUUAUAUGUACAGAUAGACCAUGCCCCUAUGUAG